ACAUUGGCAAGCCUUGGAAUUGUGUUGUUGCCCCUCCUGCUCUCGUUCAGGAAAAUGUAUUGUGUACGUGCUAGGGACAUCACUGCGCUCCGCGUUUAACAAUUACUUGCUAUCAGUAACAACCUGUAAAGAUGUCAGAGGACCGUCCAGUAAAAAGAAUCCCCAGUAUUUUUGACUCUGAGGAUGACAGCGAUGAUGAUCCACCAGUUUCCAUACUGCCUAGUGCCAAUAGUGAUCCAACAGUUUCCAUACUGCCUAGUGCCAAUAGUGAACCAACAGUUUCCAUACUGCCUAGUGCCAGUAAUGAACCAACAGUAUCCAUACUGCCUAGUGCCAGUAAUGAACCAACAGUUUUCAUACUGCCUAGUGCCAGUGACUCUUCAGAUUCUGAAGAUAGUGGGGCGGAGUCGUUGGUUCCAGCGUUGCCAGUUGCAGCAUGGACGGGUCAGCAGCUGCACAGGUCAACAGCCAGUCCUCCCAAAGAAGGUCCUGCAUUUUAUGAAGUUAGUGAUGAUUCUGAGGAGGAAGUUGAUACAAAAACUGUGAGUUUUAUUACUAGAAAAAUAAAAGAAAGCAUUUGUAAUGAUGAGGAUGAUGACGAUGAUAAUGAUUUAGAUAUUAGCCAUUCUAGUCAUGACAGUAUAGAAGAUAGUGAUGGCUAUGACGACGAUGAUGAUGAUGACAACGAUGAGGAGGAAGAGAAUGAUGAAGAUGAGGCGAACAAGAGUGACUCUAGUCUUGACCAAGAUGAGGAAGAAAGUGAUAGUAAGGAUGGGCAAGAAUUUGAGAGUUAUUCACUAUCAGAAAAACCUGCAGGCAUUUCUGAUAUAAACAAAGAAGCCGGCUGCAUAGAUUUUGGAGAUAUGUAUGUUGCAGACAAAGUUAGAGAGGACAGCAGUGAUAAUGAACAAGACACCAGUGAUAGCAAUGACAAUGAAGAUGGUGACAUGGAAGAACAUACAGACAGUGAGGCAGAGGAGGAGGAGGAGGAGGAGGAGGCAGAAGAGGAGGCAGCUGAGGCAGAGGUGGAGAAGGAGGCAGAGGUGGAGGAGGCGACAGAGGUGGAGGCGGCAGUGGAAGAGGAGGUGGAGGAGGCAGUGGAGGAGGAGGCAGAGGUGGAGGAGGAGGAGGAGGAGGAGGAGGAAGAGGCAGAGGUGGAGGAAGUGGCAGAAGUGGAGGAGGAGAAGGCGGUGGCAGUAGAUACACUUGUGGCAGUAAAAGAUCUUGGCGUUGAGACCCAGGAAAGAGAAAUGGUAGUAGUUGAAGGCACUGAUAAAGUAGACUUAAUGAGAUGUGAUGACUCUGAGUCAAAACAAAUUAAAGAUGGAGUUAAAUUGAUUGAUAAAAUUGACAUAGAGCCAAUGCAAGGGAAACUUAGAGCAAAAUGUAUUGAUGUUAUUGAAAAAUCGGAGGCUCCAAUGGAAAAUGUUGAGAGGAAAAUCGGGCCAGAUGGAGAUGAAAGAUCAGUGUUAGUAAAAAACAAGGUUGGAAUAUAUAAUGACAGUGAAAUUGAAGCUAUUGACAUGGAUAUAGAUGUAAAUAGUAAACUUAAAGAUUUACAGGAAAACAAUCAAAAAGAUGUUGAAGACUUAAUUGUCAAGGGUGAAAAAACUGAAAGUAUGAAGAAAAAAGAAGUUUUGAGUACCAAAACUCUAGACACUAGGGAAGAGGCAGACUUGAGUACCGAAACUCUAGGCACUAGGGAAGAGGCAGACCCGAGUACUGAAACUCUAGACACCAAGGAAGAGGAAUUUGAUGUGAGUACUGAAGUUCUAGACACUAGGGACGCGGCAGAUAUGAAUACUGAAACUCUAGACACGAAGGAAGAGGCAGACAUGAAUACUGAAACGCUAGAGGAAAAGGCAGACUUGAAUACCGAAAUGCUAGACACUAGGGAAGAGGCAGACAUGAAUACUGAAACUCUAGACACUAAGGAAGAGGCAGACUUGAGUACUGAAACUCUAGACACUAAGGAAGAGGCAGACUUGAGUACUGAAGCUCUAGACACUAAGGAAGAGGAAUUUGAUGUGAGUACUGAAGCCCCUGGGACUCAGGAAGAAAGCCUGGAAAGUCCUAAAACCCCUGAUAAUAAACAAGAGGAUGACAUGGUCAGUGCUGAAUACUUUGUCACUAAGGAAGAUGAUGACAUGGUGAGCACUGAAACUUUUGGUACGGAGAAAGACGACAUGGUGUAUCCUGAAAUCCUUGGUGCUAAGGAAGAUGCCGACAUGGUGAGUACCGAAACCCUUGGAACUACGGAAGAUGACUGCACGGGGAUAACUAAAAAACUUGACAUUAAGGAAGAAGAUGACAUUGUGAGUACUGAAACCCUUGGCACUAAAGGAGAUGACAACACUGUGAGCACUGGAGUCCUUGGUACUAAAGAAAAUGACGACAUGGUGAGAACUGGAACCCUUGGAACUACGGAAGAUGACUGCACGGGGAUAACUAAAAAACUUGACAUUAAGGAAGAAGAUGACAUUGUGAGUACUGAAACCCUUGGAAGUAAGGGAGAGAAGAGUAUAACUAAAACCCCUGACACUGUAGACGGGGAAGACCUGGUUAGUACGGAAACUUUUGUUACAAAAGUAGAGAAGGACGAAGUGGACACAAAAACCCUUCACACUAAGAUUGAAAAGAACAUGGGAGGUACUAAAACCUUUGACACUAAGGAAACAGAGGGCACGGUCAAUAUUAAAAGUCCUUAUACUAACGAAGAGGACAUUGUGGGUACUAAAACUAUUAUCAGCAAGGAAAAUGAUUGCAUGAUGAGCAGUCAACAACCCAUUGACACUGAGGAAGAUGAGGGUAUAGUGAGCAGUGAACUCCUUGACACUAAAGAAGAUGAGGACAUGGUGAGCACUGAACUCCUUGACACUAAAGAAGAUGAGGACAUAGUGAGCAGUGAACUCCUUGACACUAAAGAAGAUGAGGACAUGGUGAGCACUAAACCCCUUGACACUAAAGAAGAUGAGGACAUGGUGAGCACUGAACUCCUUGACACUAAAGAAGAUGAGGACAUGGUGAGCACUAAACCCCUUGACACUAAAGAAGAUGAGGACAUGGUGAGCACUGAACUCCUUGACACUAAAGAAGAUGAGGACAUGGUGAGCACUGAACUCCUUGACACUAAAGAAGAUGAGGACAUGGUGAGCACUAAACCCCUUGACACUAAAGAAGAUGAGGACAUGGUGAGCACUGAACUCCUUGACACUAAAGAAGAUGAGGACAUAGUAAGUGAUGAAAUUCUCAACACUAAGGAAGACAAGGAUAUGGUGUGUGGUGAAACCCUUAACACUAAGAAGGAUGAUGACAUAGUGAGUGGUGAACCGCUUAACACCAAGAAGGAUGAUGACAUAGUGAGUGGUGAACCCCUUAACACUAAGGAGGAUCAUGACAUAGUGAGAGGUGAAACCUUUGACACUAAGGAAGAUGAGGAUGUGGGAAGCAUUGAAUCUUUUGAUACUAAGGAUGGUGAGGAUGCAGCAAGUACUGAAACUCCUGUGACUAAGAAAUAUGAGGGUGUGGUGAGUACAGAAACUCCUGUGACUAAGAAAUACGAAUAUGUUGCGAAGACCGAAAUCCCCGUAACUAAGAAAUGCAAGGAUUUGUUGUGUACAGAAUCCUCAGCGACUAAGAAAUAUGAGGGUGUGGUGAAGACAGAAACCUCCACGACUAAGAAAUACAAGGAUCUGGUGAGUACAGAAACCCCUGCGACUAAGAAAUACAAGGGUGUGGUGAGCACUGAAACCCCUACAACUAAGAAAUACGAAGCUUUGGUGAAGAUGGAAACCCCUGCGACUAAGAAAUACAAGGAUGUGGUGAGCACUGAAACCCCUGCAACUAAGAAAUAUGAAGCUUUGGUGAAGACGGAAACCCCUGCGGCUAAGAAAUACAAGGAUGUGGAUAGCACAGAAAUGCCUGUGACUAAGAAAUUUGAGGGAGUGGUGAAGACAGAAACCUCUGUGGCUAAGAAAUACAAGGAUGUGGUGAGCACUGAAACCCCUUUGACUAAGAAAUACGAGGGUGAGUUGAAGAUGGGAACCUCUGCGGCUAAGAAAUACAAGGAUGUGGUAAGCACUGAAACUCCUGCGAAUAAGAAAUACGAGGCUGUGGUGAAGAUGGAAACCUCUGCGGCUAAGAAAUACAAGGAUGUGUUGAGUACAGAAAUCUCUGUGACUAAGAAAUACGAGGCUGUGGUGAAGACGGAAACCCCUGCGGCUAAGAAAUACAAGGAUGUGGUGAGCACUGAAACCCCUGUGACUAAGAAAUACGAGGGUGAGUUGAAGAUGGGAACCUCUGCGGCUAAGAAAUACAAGGAUAUGGAUAGCACAGAAAUGCCUGUGACUAAGAAAUAUGAGGGUGUGGUGAAGGCAGAAACCUCCACGACUAAGAAAUACAAGGAUGUGGUGAGUUCAGAAACUCCUGCGGCUAAAAAAUACAAGGAUGUGGUGAGUACAGAAACCCCUGCGACUAAAAAAUACGAGACUGUGGUGAAGACAGAAACCCCUGCGACUAAGAAAUGCAAGGAUGUGGUGAGUACAGAAAUCCCUACAACUAAGAAAUGCAAGGAUGUGUUGAGUACAGAAACCCCUGCGACUAAGAAAUAUGAGGGUAUGGUGAAGAUGGAAACCUCUGCGACUAAGAAAUACAAGGAUGUGGUGAGUACAGAAACCCCUGCGACUAAGAAAUACGAGACUGUGGUGAAGACAGAAACCCCUGCGACUAAGAAAUGCAAGGAUGUGGUGAGUACAGAAACCCCUGCGACUAAGAAAUAUGAGGGUAUGGUGAAGAUGGAAACCUCUGCGACUAAGAAAUACAAGGAUGUGGAUAGCACAGAAAUGCCUGUGACUAAGAAAUAUGAGGGUGUGGUGAAGAUGGAAACCUCUGUGGCUAAGAAAUAUGAGAAUGUGGUAAACAUAAAAAUCCCUGUGACUAAGAAACACAAGGAUGUGAUAAGCAGAGAAACCCCCACGACUAAGAAAUACAAGGAUGUGGUGAAGACUGAAACCCCUGUGACUAGGAAUUAUGAGGAUGGGGUGAAGACCAAAACCCCUAUGACCAAGAAACACGAGGAUGUGAAGACAGAAACUCCUGUGACCAAGAAACACGAAGAUGUUGUGAAGACGGAACCCUCUGCGACUAAGAAAUACAAGGAUAUGGAUAGCACAGAAAUGCCUGUGACUAAGAAAUACAAGGAUGUGGUGAGCACAGAAAUUCCUGCGACAGAGAAAUACGAGGAUGUGGUGAGCACUAAAACUUUAUUGACUAAAAAAUCUGAGGAUGUGGUGAGCAGUAAAAUUCCUACAGCUAAGCCAUACGAGGAUAUGGAAGGUGCAGCAGGUUAUAAAGACAGUUCAUUGUUUAAGAAAUUUGAUGGCGGAGCUGAUGAAGUUUCAAAGAAAGAUGAGCACAAAAAAGCUAGAGAGAAAAGGGAUGAACACAAAAGAGCUAGAGAGAGAAGAGAUGAACACAAAAGAGCUCGAGAGAAAAAAGAUGAUCACAAGAAAGCUAGAGAGAUAAAAGAUAAAUACAAGAGAGUUCAAGAGAAAAAAGACGAGCAAAAAAGGGCUAAAGAGAAAAAAGACGAGCAAAAAAGAAUUAGAGAGAAAAAAGAAGAAGAAAAAAAGAUCAGAGAGAAAAACGAUGAACAGAAAAAGGUUAAAGAGAAGAAGAUUGAACAUGCAAAGAUAAUAGGAGGAAAUGAAGGUAAAUACAAGAUGACUGAGGAAGAGGUUGAUAGAGAAUGUAAAAUUGGUAAGGAUGAUACAAGUGUUGAAGCUGAGGAGGAAAAGGAGGGAGUUGUGAAGCCCAAGGAAAGUGAGGAGCAUAGCAAUGACGGUUCAGCUGAUGAAAGUGAUUUCGAGACAAUGGAAUGUGAACCCCAGCGAGUACACACACUGAAGAGGGCGCGAGCAUCUUUCUCUACUGACUUGGAUACAGAAAACCUCAGGGAUUAUAAGAAGUCAAGAGGACCAGAUCCUAAUGUAUCUGUUUCAGUAAAAAGAAGAGGUGCAGCACCAGUCACAGGACGCAUUCCAGUGAAGGUAGAAGAUGUCUUCACUGACUCAGAAGAAGAAGAAGAAGAAAAAGAAGAAAAGAAAGAAAGAGAGGAAGAAAAGAAAGAAAAAGAAGAGGAAGAAGUAGCAGUCAGUCAAGAAAGAGAGAGAAGCAAGGAGAAGAAUGCAAGUGAUGUGCCCAUCACCAGUGAGACGGACUCUGUGGAUGCAGAGGAUCAGAAAGACUGUGUGUCUGUGCCUGGUAGUUCACGAAGCAGUAGUGUGGAACCAGGACAGGCUCCUCGAGACUUUGGUAUUCAAUAUUCACAGGGAAGGUAUUCCCCAUCAACACCUGAUCAAAGGGUACUUUCCAGUCUACCACCUGGAACUUCAAUACUGCGCAUCCCUCGACCAAAGAAAACCAGUAGAAUACCAUUUAGUCUGGAUGAGUGUAUGAAGGCAUUUUUAAAAGGAUGGAGGCGAGAAAUUGUUUACCGUGCAACUGUUGAUCCAAACAAGGGCGGAGCUAAAGCCGACAUCUAUUAUUAUGCUCCUAAUGGCAAGAAACUCCGAUCAAAAGUGGAGAUAGAAGACUUCCUUUCUCGACAAGGGAUUCAAGACAUCAGCUUGGAAAAUUUUACAUGGAUUAAAGAGCCAAUAGGGGUCAGUGGAGAGUAUGAACAAAUUCGUCAUGCUUCGAAGUACAUGACUGGCGGUGGGCGUGGGAAACCCAGCACACCAAGUGCUCCUGAUACCCCUGUCCAGGUGAGCAAGAUUGAACCUGAUCUUCCUGCUUCCACACCUGUGCCUCCACCACGCAAAAGAAGGGGUAGGCCUCCUAAAAAUCCUCUUGAACAGACUGUAAAGCGUGCACGGAUGAAGAUCACUCCCAUUAUCCCACUGAACCUAAAGAAAGAGACUGAAUCUAAUUUAAGUGUGACAAGUCCUCAACCCGAAGCUCCAGUACCAGUCAAGCCAGUAGUUGUUCAAGACACACAGAGCUCUACAGUGGACUCUAUGCAGGGCUCUACUCUGGACUCUACACAGGGAUCUGCACAGGGUUCUGCACAGGGCCCUACACAGGGCCCUACACAGGGCUCUACACAGGGCUCUACACAGGGCUCUACACUGGGCUCAACACUGGGCUCUAGCUCCUCCUCCAUAACACUGUCACCAUCUGUAAAACCUUCAGUCAGCAAAAGCUGGAAGCCUACGAUAACCCUGGCAAGUCCUGUGACCGUAAGCAGUAGUACAAGUCAACGACCAAUUCAACCAGCUCCACCCAAGUCUGAAAACAAACAGGUUAAAAGCAGUAUUGUAUACACCACCAAGAUAUGCACCGAGCCUGUAGUACCAUCCAAAAUAUUAACACCAAUGCUGUCUAGUGAGGUGCGCCAACGGACCUUCCACUGCACGGGACACUGUCCUCUAGGUGGUGGGAUGGUGCCAUGCCUUCAGUGUGUAAAAUGUCUCUGCCUCUUUCAUCCAGAAUGUACUUAUAUGCCACCUCCCACAGUUAACAUUAUCCAGGCCGGAGCUGCAAAAUUCUUAUGUCCUAAUUGUUACAAAGAGAACAAAGAAAAUGUCGGGACCAAAAAGUGGUAUAUACCUAGACCAAACGAGCCUCUAGCUUAUGACCCUUCAUCUGAAGACUCGGAGAAUGAGAGUGAGAAAAUGGAUAGCGGCGUAUCUUUUGAAAAUUAUGCCCGGGUCAGUCUUCGACUGGAAACACCUCUCACGCCUCCAGUCUCGCCAUCGCCACCAGGAUCAAAAUGCCCAGAUGAGGCAGGAGUCAAAAUGUACACCGGGGCACAGAUACAUUCUUUAGCUGCCAUUUCCAAAAUGGCUGAAGCUUCAACAGGUGGAUCAACACACAUGCAGUCUUCACAGCUUGGAUCUGGGCCAUCUAAUGCGAUGAGCAACAGUGCUGGCAUGAUGGGAUCUCAUAUUAAUAUGGCUGGGAAUCCGAUGCUUCAGUUACAGUCACCAGGAUCUAGUGCCGCGCGCUUUCUUCUAGUCCGUGCAGGCAAUAAUGGAGAGAUGACCCCUGUGCCAGGUGGGUCACGUGUAGGAAUGCCCAGAGGAAUAUUUCUACCAAGCAGUCUAGUUGGUGGACAGAUGCCCUUCAUGUUACCUGGAUCGUCGUCUCAGCAGCAGCAAGCUACAACACCACUUAUGCUCUCUGGAUCCAUGCAACAACAACAACAACAGCUGCAGCAGCAACACCAGCAGCAGCAACAGCAGCAGCUUCAACAGCAGCUGCAGCACCAGCACCAACAUCUCCAGCAGCAGCAUCUCCAGCACCAGCUCCAACAGCAGCAGCAGCAUUUCCAGCAGCUUCAGCAGCAGCAGCAGCAGCAGCAGGUUGCCACUCCUAAUAUGUUGUCGGGCAACAUACAGCAGCAACAGCAAGCUGCUUCACCUAUCAUGCUGCCAGUCCCAAGCUCGGUACAACAGCAGCAGGUUGCAGCUUUGUUCCAGCAGGCCUCGUCUAUUCUUCAGCCAUCACAUGAAAGGCCAAUUGAAAAACAGCAAAAAUCACUUUCAAAAGGUGUUAUGAAACCAGACAGUCGGAAUUUCCUGCACGAUUUAAGUCAGAGCUACCAGUUACUUCUGCGCAUUUUCAAGUAUCUGUCUGUGAAGGAUUUGUUGAAAGCAUCUCAAGUUUGUCUUCUGUGGCGAGAUCUAGCCUACAGCUCUUCUUUGUGGAGAACAGUGCGUCUGCGAAAUGUAUGCGUUCGCGACUGGCAUGAAUUGGCCAGGUUCUUGGAGAGGCGUUACACAAGAAACAUUGACUUGAGGAAAAUGGUGUUUAGAGAAAAGUACAGGAACAAAACUGGGGAAGCUGGCAACGAACAAGAAGAACAGAGCCCUUCGUCUAGAGCCAAAUCAGGAGGACUUAGGACAGAUAUUGUGUUUUCUUCUCCGGAGCAUCUUAGAAGCAAGCUGGACUCUUCAUAUGCUGUAAGCAGAGAUUGUGCAGAAAAAUUGGUGUCUGCAACGGAAAGUAGCAGCAACACCAGAGGAUAUAUUACAAAAGAUGUUAAAAAUAUUGAAAACAGGCACUUGGAAUGCAAGAGUCGUGAAAGUGAGGAGUGUAGUGAAGGGAAGUCGUGCGUGUCCGAGACAUUCGAUGAUAAGAAUCGAAAGGAAUCCUCUCUAGGAAACAAGGAGAAAGCAGAACAUAAAAGUGAUGUGCUUGAUAAGGAUGUGCCUCCUACUCAUAAUGAGAAGCAGGAUGACAGAAAAGGGGCUCCAAGUGGUUUGGGCAGAGAGGACAGUAAAUGUAACAUUAAAGACGAGAUGGCAAGUGUAACCCAAAGCUCUGAAAAUCCUGCUCAAAAGUCAAGUUCAACAAGUUGCAAGAACGGAAGAGAUUUACAGAAAUUUGAACAAAAUUAUGACGAAAAAAUGGAAUGGGAUACCAGUGAGGAGAUUUCAGAUAAAGACAAAGAGAGGAGGAGGAGGAGGAGGAGGGAAGCUUCUAUAGAAAAGGAUUCCACAGAAGAACCAAAUAUAAGGACAGAGAAGGAUGUUUGGAAGUACAUCUUUGAUGCAUUAGGCACAAUGCAUUGCUUGCAGGGCGUGAUACUCCCUGCAUGUGAAGGGCAAGUUCUGCAGAUGCUGCUCACAAGCUGUAAACACCUCACUUCAGUUAAUGCCACUGAACUUCGCUCAGCCUCAGCUCCUGCUAGGUUUGAUCCAGCUUAUUUAAUGGAAUCCUCAGAGUUAGAGGAGCUGCGAAUUGGUGCCUCUGUGGGGUUCUCACUCACUAAUAACUUCAAUUUCAUCAAACUGCAAAAACUAAGGGUGUUGGUGAUGAGAGGCCUCUCUGGACCUUCUUGGCCAUACCUGGGCACUAAGCUCACUUCUCUUCAUGUUGGUCCCGUCUCAAACUUUACUUCACAAACCUGGAGUAAUAUUGGCAGCAUGACAAACUUGGAAGCACUUUGGCUUGAAGAUGGAGGGUCUUUAAGUGAUGGUCCCAUUUAUGAUGCCAUAAGCCGGCUCUGCAAGCUCCGGCGAUUGUGCCUCUUCAAUUUCACCGUUGGACCAAAGUUAGGUCAGGCAGUGAAGAAACUGCUUCAUCUCGAGCGAUUAUUUGUUUUACCGGCACCAUCAGAAGAUGAUAAGAUAAGUACGCAACAUGGCAACAUGCUGGCAGUGACGGAAACUAUGCGUCAUGUGGAUGAGCUCGUGUGGGCCAUACGGCAGCAAGAUAUUCAGACUGUUGGAGAGGUUGAUCACAUUCACAUGUGCUCUGCCAAAGCUAAGAUGUAUACUGGUUUUACCAGUAGUGAUGCUCCUGAUGCUAAUCUGUGGACACUACAACGUCUGGAAACAAUAGUCAAGCGUCAUCUUCCCCGAACGAGAGUGCGCAUUAUGAAUGUGGACACCACGGCUGCAUCACGUUUAGCAAUGUCUACUCUAUAACUGUUGUGCAUUUACCUUUCCUUGGAUGUUCACUAGCUUGCUGCAGCAGUUAGCUUGCUUGUUAUUGUGUGUGCCGUAAUUUCACCGCCAUCUUUGUUUGAAACGAGCUCGAGUAUGUAUGUGUGUAUGUUUGGUAAUUAUAGACGUAUACAUAUGUAUGUAUGGAGGGUACCACCUCAGGUUGAGUGCCCUUUGCCUCGGGAGAGAAAAUAAAUGACAUUCAAGGGAGCUAUUUGUACCCUACAUAUGUAAGUGUAUAUUUUCCUCUCUCUCCCUCAACAUUUUUUAAUGUGCCAAUAACUAUUGGUUAAUUUUCUUUUAAAUAAAUAAAUAAAUAUAUA
Messenger RNA from Procambarus clarkii (red swamp crayfish), 10774 nucleotides. RefSeq names its product titin homolog. NCBI's taxonomy places the organism in Eukaryota, Metazoa, Arthropoda, Malacostraca, Decapoda, Cambaridae. The record is from RefSeq and is a predicted model, not a curated record. Gene Ontology annotation, molecular function: DNA binding; protein binding.